AUGGAAAGCCUUGUGAAGGAAGACAGAGGAGACAUGCAUCGCUCCUUGCUGUGCCAAGGCCCUGUUGAAAUCACCAGUGGCAACAAAAAGAAUAAAAGACAUCUAUCCUUAUUUAAUGAUGUCUUGGUUGUGUCUAGUAACUUGAAUAAGAAGAAGUUUAAGAUAAAAUGUAUCAUCCCACUUAAUUUCCUGUGGGUCAUGGAUGAUGUGGACCUUGUCAGGAGAAAUGAAAACUGUAGUUCAAAGACCCUUUUCCUGUUUUGGCCCACUGGAAAUUUUGUGGCCACCUUUCGUUCGAAAGAACAGAAAGAUCGGUGGUACUAUUUUCUCAAAAGAUGCGUUAAAGAAGCCAGAAAUGAUAUCAAGAAAAACUUCUCACUGGAGAUAUUCACUGAGGACAUUCUAAACUGUGACAGUCCUUUAUGUGUAUCAGCAACAACCAUUGAUACAGUGAAUGAUGUAAUUGAGAAGGUACUGCCAAUGAUAAGAAUGCCUAACAUUGAAAAUUACCAACUAUGGUUCUGUCCUGGCCAUGAGGAAGCUCCAAGAGCACUCCAAGGCUAUGAGUAUCUACAUGAUAUUAUGAUGACCAACCUUCAAAAAAACUUCAGUAGGUCAAACUCAAGAAUUUUCACUGCUUUCCCCCCCUUGCCUGGGCUGCUUAUGAAUGACCUAUACUCGGAUUCACAGGGAAAAUUCAUCUUAAAGCCCAUUGACUCAGCGAAAAUCCAGCAGCCAAAUGCAAUGGAAAGACAUGAUAAGAAACAACCUCAUAAAACAUCAUGUUUCCAUGGGAGCUCUGUGCCCCAACAAGACCAAGUGUGCACUGUCCCAAGAGUGGAUAAGAGUGGAAAACUCUUUGGAAAAGAGCUGAGUGCCAUUUGUCAAGCUGGCAAAAUGCCUACAGCAAUUCUGGACAUCCUGUCCCUCAUAAAUGAAAAAGGGCCCACGACAGAGGGAAUAUUUAACAUAUCUCCCAAUGGGCUAACAUGCAAAACUUUAAAGAAAAAGAUGGAUUCUGGGGAAGAGGUGGAUAUAAAGCAUCAAUCAGUACAUGUGGUUGCGUGGAUCCUAAAGGAGUUCCUGGGAUCUCUUAAAGGAAGUCUGCUGACUUCAGAACUUUAUGAAGAGUGGCUUGCUGUGCCUCAAAUGGUCAACAACAAACAAAAAUUAACCGCACUGCAGAGUCUUUUAGAAAAACUGCCACAACUGAAUGCUGCCCUUUUGAGACAAGUUUUUAGAAUAUUGCAUAAAAUUGCAGGAAAUUCUAGUGUAAACCAUAUGUCAUCUUACCAUCUAUCAAUUGCAAUAGCCCCAUACAUCUUAUGCCUUCCUAGAUACCACAAUGAAGUUCUGGAAAAUGAUAUUGCCAAAAAGAUUUCUCUCAUAUCAUUUAUGAUCGAAAAUUCACCCAAAAUUUUUGGAGUUGACUUAGUUUUAUUGUGGUACGAAACGUCACUUUUUAGUCCACAUGGGGCAGGAGCUUCAUGUACUGAGAACACGCCAUCAAACAUCACAAACAGGAAGGAACCAAAACCUGGGCUCGGCAACUGCCCUAGUGGUACAACGUAUACUCCUGGCCGUUAUAAACCGCAGAAGUGUAGAUCUGCUCCUCUUCUCCAUGAAGGCAUUACUGAUGGAACAAAGGACUCAAGUUCCCAGAAUCCUCAAACUAACGUCCAGUAUAUAAAGAAAACCAAGCAUGCAGUCAGCAGCUGCCCAAUUGGCAAGAUGUGUACCCCUGGCCACUAUACACUGCCAAGAAGCCCAUCUCCUCUUCUCUCUGAGGGCGUGAUAGAAACAGAUAAAGGAGAAGGCAAUGUGUAUACAACCCAACAAGCACAUUCUACAAAUCCACUAGCGCCAAUGAAAGAACAAGUAUUUCAUGAGUAUCCACCCAUUGUUUGCUUGAAAAGAAUGCUGCCUUCUCCGCUACUUAAUAUGUUAUCCAUAAUUGCAGAAAAGGGACAAGAUACUGAUGAAAUAUUCAGCUAUGUACCAGAAGAAUUACACGUCUCCCUGAGGGAUAGGAUUUACAAUGAAGAACUGAUUAACUGGAAUGAGGAAUGUGUGCUCACUAUAGCUUCAGUUUUAAGGGAGUUCAUUGGAAAUAUAAAAGGAAGCUUACUUUCUUCAGAUUUAUAUGAAAAGUGGCUUAGUGUCCCUGAUCAGGACUCUCUGCUUGGAAAAAUUUCUGCUAUACAAAGUAUUCUACUGAAGAUGCCACAACAAAACUUCCUCUUGCUCAAACGUCUAAUUCGUGUGUUACUGAAGAUCAAAACCUCAUCCAAGAAUCAUCUAGACACCUACAUUUUAUCUGUCCGCAUAGCACCUCAUGUGCUGAUAGAUCCAAAUUAUAAAUUCUUAUUAUAUAAGAGUGACCACUCAAAAAAGCUUACUAUUAUACAAGUCAUGAUUGACAACUAUUUAGAAAUAUUUGGAAAUGAUGAGAGUUCAAUUUGCAAAGAAAAUCAAAAGAGUUCUGAUGACCUAAAGAUAUCACUAAAUACUGCUGGUAAGUCACCUGUUAUGGAAAAAGUCAUAGAUGUCCACAGUGGGAAAAGGUCAAAUGCCAAUAUUGCAGAAUUAAAUUUUCAUCUGCUCCUUCUCAGGAGGAAGGACUUACAUGAAGAUGAAAAGUUUAAGAUAAAAUUUAUCAUCCCACUGAAGUACUUGUGGGCCGUGGAUGAUGUGGACCUUGUCAGGAGAAAUGAAAUCUGUAGUUCCAAGACCCUUCUCCUGUUUUGGCCCCCUGAAAACUUUGUGGCCACCUUUCGACCCAUGAAUGAAGCCAAGAAGGGUAUCAAGAAAAAUUUCUCACUGCAGAUAUUCAGUGAGUACAUCCCAUACUGUGACAGUACACAAGAAGGCAAUGAGUUUACAAGCCAACAAGUACCUUCUCCAAGUCCAUUAGCAUCAAUAAAAGACCAAGUAUUUCAUAAAUUGCCACUCAUUGUUUGCUUGGACAGAAUGCUGCCUGCUCCUAUACUUGAUAUGAUAUCCAUAAUUGCAGAAAAGGGAUAAGAUUCAGAUCAAAUAUUCAGAUUCUUAUCAGAAAAAUCACACUGGUCCCUUAGGGAUAAGAUUAACACUGAAUAACAGAUUAACUGGAAUGAAGAAUCCAUGCUCAUUAUAGCUUUGGUUUUAAAGGAUUUUAUUAGCAAUAUACAAGGAAGCUUGCUUUCUUCUGAUUUAUAUGAAAAUUGGUUUAGUGUCCCAGAUGAAGAGUCUGUGCUUGGAAAAAUUUCUGCUAUAAAAUGUACUCUACUGAAGAUGCCAAAAGCAAACUACCUCUUGCUCAAACACUUUAUCUGUAUAUUAUUAAAAAUUAAAACCUCUUCCAAGAAUCAUCUAGACAUCUACAGCUUAUCUGUCUGCAUAGCCCCUCGUGUGCUGUGGGAUCCGACUUGAAAGAACUCAUUAUUUGAGAGUGACCUCUCAAAGAAGAUGACUAUUAUACAAAUCAUGAUUGACAACUAUUAAGAAAUAUUUGGAGAUGAUGAGAGUACAAUUUAUAAAGAAAAUCAAAGAGGUCUAAUGACAUACAGAUCUCACUAA
Messenger RNA from Grammomys surdaster, 3558 nucleotides. RefSeq lists its product as uncharacterized. Gene Ontology annotation, biological process: signal transduction; regulation of Rho protein signal transduction. The record is from RefSeq and is a predicted model, not a curated record. Gene Ontology annotation, molecular function: GTPase activator activity. Lineage: Eukaryota; Metazoa; Chordata; Mammalia; Rodentia; Muridae.